Molecule: messenger RNA, 1167 nt
Organism: Setaria italica (foxtail millet)
Lineage: Eukaryota; Viridiplantae; Streptophyta; Magnoliopsida; Poales; Poaceae
Exons: 7
Coding region: 241-834 (197 amino acids)
Source: RefSeq, a predicted model, not a curated record
AUCCACCCACCCACACGCCUUCGUCAAAAAUUCUAAGUCCACCUCAUCCCGGUCGGUCGUACACAUCCGGCCGGCGCCAUCAUCUUCCCCCGCGACGCACACGCGCGUCCCACCGCCGAACCCUAGGCCGCCGCCCGCCCGCCCCUCCCACUGCUCCUCGCGGGAUCGCCCGCCGCGUGGUCCCCGCACGCGUCGACUACCGCCUCGCCGAGUCUCCAUCCGCCGCCGCUCGGAUCCUAGAUGGAGUCACUUCCACUCACAGCUGAAGCUAUUGCUUUUACCGAGAAAAAGAUGGACAUGACUUUGGAGGAUAUCAUCAAGAUGUCAAAGAAAAAGAAUCCUGGAGGCAAGAAACCCCCUAGACAGCCGAUCAAAAAACACCCAUUCCAGAGUGGGAACUCUAAUCAAGGGAAUGCCAAGGUUCAACGGUUUAUGGAAUCUAGAUCGGCCAUUAGACAAGGUUUUCUUGCACAAAGGAGGUCAAACCUUGGUGGAAAUCAGUUCCCUGUUACAAAGCAGGCUGCGAAGAAGGCUGCUGCUAUGCCAAUGCGCAACAAGGCUGUCAGAUGGAACAAGCCAAGUGCGAGUACCUUAGUGCAGAGGCAGCCUGUAGGCGAUGCUUUUCAGAAUGGCAAGGCCAAAGAGACACAGAACCAGGGAGCACCAAGGACGAUGGAUGCGCUCUUCGCACAGAUGAAGGCGCAACGCAUGAGGACCGUGCCACAACAGCAGGCAAAUCCUGCCCCUGGGUGUCAGUUCAACCAGCAGCGACGUGUUCAGCAGCAGCAAAGGCGGGGCAGAGGAUAUGGUGGCCGAAAUGUUGGCAACCAAUGAACUAGUCUUGAUCAUCAGCUGCACUGAAGCAUUGUUGCACUAGCUUCUUGGAACAAAGGACGAACCCCCUGGAAAUCUAACUUGGCUGCGUUUGUUUCUCAUAUUUUAGUUAUUGGAAGCUUGUUGACAGAAUAUUUAGUGAAGUUUGUCUGCAGUUCUCUGGUUCCCUGCUUCCGUUUCAGCAUGUAUAAUGUCCAACACAAUGUAUGGAAAUUAUUUGCUGCUAGAUUAUGCUGUCAUUUUUUUUAUUUGAACUGAUUAGGUACCUUUCUGUUCCAAAGAACUAAUUCGCCCUUUACCAUGAGUAUAAAUUAGAAAACGCCAUUAAUGUGA